Messenger RNA from Cavia porcellus (domestic guinea pig), 1447 nucleotides. It is a transcript of the gene Krabd4, whose product is annotated as KRAB box domain containing 4. Bases 324 to 617 code for a protein of 97 amino acids. The record is from RefSeq and is a predicted model, not a curated record. Lineage: Eukaryota; Metazoa; Chordata; Mammalia; Rodentia; Caviidae. The transcript has 7 exons. Gene Ontology annotation, biological process: regulation of DNA-templated transcription.
AAAGCCAGAACCCUUGUUAGAACUCGCAUUGCCUACUGGUAAUGGUACGUCCCUCUCCACCGCUGCUGCGCAGGCGCCACUCGGUCCGUCCAGUACCUAGGGGUGAUGGGAAGCGGAUGUGCUUUAAAGACCGGGGAGGCCGGACCCUGAUAGCAUAGGUUGCUGUUACCUGCUGUUGAUCUUUCGGGAAUUGACAGAGAAGGUAAAGUGCAUACCUGAGAUCACUGUUCAACCAGAUUCCAGCAUACCUCCACCCCAGUUUGCUCUGUUAUCUUCAGAAGCCCCCAGGCUGUGGCCACAGAGACCUCAUCCAGCAUAACAGGAUGGCAGUGUCCCCGGAAUCACUGAGCUUCAGGGAUGUGUUUGUGGACUUCACCCUGGAGGAGUGGCAGCAGCUGGACUCUGCUCAGAAGAACCUCUACAGGGAUGUCAUGCUUGAGAACUACAGCCACCUGGUGUCUGUGGGGUAUCUAGUUGCCCAAUCAGAUGCAGUCUUCAGCUUGAGACGAAAAGAGGCCUGGGGGGCAGAAAGAGGAACCCAGAUGAAGAGCUGUCCAGGUGAGCACGUGCCAGAUGUAUCCAUUUUUGCCUCAUGUAUUUUGAAGUGCUGUUAUUAGAAGUCUGGCAAGUUGAUGGGUGGAUAGAUAACUACGAGGAAAACCAAGACAACCCACCCCUGUGACGAGCUACAUUCAGAGACAAGGAAAUACUGAAGGAUCAAAGGGGCCAAGAAUGCAGAACAUGCAGAAAAAUCAUGUAUGUGCACAGAGACUUGGUUUCUAUAAGACAAAGACUCCCUAAAUAUUACUCAUGGAGAAGGUAUUCAGCAUAACUUAAGCUUUCUUAGUUAAAACAAAAGAUAUGUAAGAAAGAUAAUGGGUGUAAGUCACAUUGGAAAUUAUGCCUCUGUUUUAUACUUGAUAAAACCAAACCUGCACAGAAAUUACGUGAAAUCAAUCAACAAGGAAAAGCUCUCCACCACAAGCAAGCCUUUAAUAAAAGGUAGAAUAUUCAAGCUGGGGAGAAACUUAUGAAUGUGGAAAAUUUUUAUCCAUAAAGCACACCUUGUUGUACAUCAAAGAACUCACACUGGAGAGAAGCCUUAUAAAUACCCUGAAUGUGCAAAAGCUUUUUUAUUACCAAAAGUCAACCCUCAUAUACUAGAAUUGAAAUGCCCUAUAAAUGCAGUGAAUGUGGGGAAAUCUUUAUCCAGAAGGCACCACUCAUUAAACUUUAGAGGAUCCAUACAGUAGAGAAACUUUAUGGAAGUAAUGAAUGUGGAAAUUCUUUCAGUGUGAAAUCAACUCUCAUUGUGCAGCAUAGAACUCCCACAAAAGAGAAGUCUUGUGGCAAAGCCUUCAGUGGAAAGACAUUGUUCAUUAAAAAUCAAAGAAAUCAUUUAGGAGAUAAAAUGUAAAACCCAUGAAUAAACCUUUAAGUGUGAUAA